AUGGCUUCACGACGUUCCUUGCCCAUGAUGAACGUCGUCAACUUGCUCAGGUUGAUCGUUUUCUUUACUAUCCUCAUUUUUGGCCUUAUCGUAAUGGGCUUAACAGCCCAUUUCGCCGAGAUCCUUGUACCAUCUGAUCUAACUCGAUUUGUCACUGUUGGACUGGUAGUAUCUAUCAUCACGCUCAUCAUCACGACAGCAAUAUUUCUUUUGGGCAUCUUUCGCACGUACAUAUAUGCCGCACAAACGAGAAUCGAACUUGCAUGGCUUGGUGUCCUAGCUGUAUUAUGGAUGGCUCUUGCCGUAUUUUUAUCAGCGUCUGCAGACGUGGAGAUUGAUUGCGCUGAUGCUGGAGGGGCGAUUCAAGAGAAUCAGAGCGUCGGAAUGACAUCCGAUGAAUUCGAAGCGGAGUAUCGCGCCAUGCAGGCGUGUUCAUUUAUCAAUGCCAUUCUGCUUGUUGCCUGGUUUCUCCUCCUUUUAUCCUUUGCUGUGGCGCAUCACUUUUCGGGUUAUAAGGAAGUGUGGCGAACGCCUGUUGCCGACUACGGCUGGUUCAUUAACCCUCUUGGUUCCCGUCGCCGGCGGGCGAUGGAUGAGAAGGUCAAGCAAGCUCUUGGUGGUUUGUCCAGCGAGACCUCUCUCUCGACGGAAGAGGAGAUUCUAGGACGAUCACGCACAAGACACCGGGUCAGGGAGCGGGACCGGGAAGCAGUAGGACGGAACGCUCUCCUUCCCGUCGCGUUGUUUCGUCCUUUCUACGCAAUUCCAGAGGGGGCUACCAACCGACCUAAGCCAGCACGUGCUGCUACACAGCCUAUCAUCGACAUAUCUGCUCGACAGACAAACCCUAUCCAUGCACUCGGUUCAGGUCAUCCAGCCAGUCGCCCAACAACACCGGUGCGACCUGCCCCCCCCGUGCGAAUGAACAGCACCCCACAACCCGGCAGACAGGCCACCCCACCGCUUGUGACCGCGUUGUCUCGGAAUGUUUCAGCUAAAUCAGCGCAGACUUUCAUGACGGCCAAGUCGGCACAGUCCGCGCGGACACCAGUCGUGCCUUCGCAGCGACCUCGCACACCUGUAACCACGACGCCCCAACGCCCUCGCACACCUGUUACGGCAGGGCCACCACGCCCCAAGACACCAGUCAAUGCUGUGCAGCCUGCCCGCAGCGCCGUGCCACCCACGCAGCGACCUCGCACGCCAGUUUCAACGUCACAACCGGGGCGUCCACCAACGCAACCAGUCCGAUCUGCAUCACAGACAGCAGUACCACAGCGAACAGGAAGUCAGUCAUCACCAAUUAGACCGGUUGUUGUUCGGACAGCAAGCACACCCCAGUCGGCACCCGCGGGGCAACCCCCCUCUGCUCCGACCUCCCGAGCAAGGCAGACUUCUUCUAGCCAACGUCCCCGACCACCGCCGAUUGUGACGACGACUUCCGCCGCUAAACAACUUCCCAGUCCGGUUGCUCCCCAGGCAGGCCUGCAUUGA
Molecule: messenger RNA, 1494 nt
Organism: Dacryopinax primogenitus
Lineage: Eukaryota; Fungi; Basidiomycota; Dacrymycetes; Dacrymycetales; Dacrymycetaceae
Exons: 8
Coding region: 1-1494 (497 amino acids)
Source: RefSeq, a predicted model, not a curated record